This is a messenger RNA of Nematolebias whitei (Rio pearlfish), 1849 nucleotides long. RefSeq names its product sorting nexin-1. The coding region runs from base 30 to 1595 and encodes 521 amino acids. Gene Ontology annotation, cellular component: endosome membrane; endosome. Lineage: Eukaryota; Metazoa; Chordata; Actinopteri; Cyprinodontiformes; Rivulidae. The record is from RefSeq and is a predicted model, not a curated record. The transcript has 15 exons. Gene Ontology annotation, molecular function: phosphatidylinositol binding. Gene Ontology annotation, biological process: intracellular protein transport; early endosome to Golgi transport.
GCGGGACGUCUUCGUUAACGACGCUCAAUAUGUCUGCCAGUUCAGAUCGGAACCCUCCUCCUUUCACUGCAACAGGAGAACCCGAACCUAGACUGUCCAAUAUGGCAGACGGAGACAGCGACGAGGGAGAGGACAUCUUUGUCAGCAACAGUAAGCCGGUGUCCGUCAGCCGAGGAGUGUCUCAGCCGGAGAGGGUCCCUGACGAGCCUGAGGACCUGUUCGGUGAGGAGCAGCGGCCCACAACUGACCACCCCAAUGGAGUUCACUCCGGUCAGGACAAAGACCUGUUUGCAGAGGCACAUGCAGAUCUAAGAGACAAGUCCAGCAGUUCUGCUCGGAAGGAGCUCUCCAGCUCCUCUAGCCCUCCACCCACCUCCUCGUUGACUUGGGGCCCUGCAGCCUUGCAGUCCACCUCCUUGGAGCAGCUGGAGGAGGAUGAAGCCAAGGAUAGUUUUGACGUGGAUGUUGCUGUCACCAACCCAGAGAAAGUUGGAGACGGCAUGAAUGCAUAUGUUGCCUACAAAGUGUCAACAAGGAGCUCCUUGGCCAUGUUUAAAAGCAAGGCCUUUACUGUAAGGAGACGUUUCAGUGACUUCCUGGGUCUUUACGAGAAGCUCUCUGUUAAGCAGUCGCUGCACGGCUGCAUCAUCCCACCACCUCCUGAGAAAAGUGUUGUAGGAAUGACCAAAGUGAAGGUGGGGAUGGACGACCCGUCAUCUGUGGAGUUUGUGGAAAGGAGAAGAGCGGCCCUGGAGAGGUAUCUGCAGAGAGUUGUGUCUCACCCACUGUUACUACAAGAUCCUGAUGUUCGUGAAUUUCUGGAAAGAGAAGAGCUACCCAGAGCAGUAAACACCCAGACGCUCAGUGGAGCUGGUUUCCUCAAGAUGAUCAGCAAGGCAUCGGAUGCUGUCAGCAAGAUGACCAUCAAGAUGAACGAGUCUGACACUUGGUUUGAGGACAAAUUCCAGGAAGUGGAGGCUGAAGAGCAGCAGCUGAGGAAGCUUCAUGCUGUGGUUGACUCCCUUGUCAAUCACAGGAAAGAGCUCUGUGGGAACACAGCCAUGUUUGCCAAAAGUGUGGCCAUGCUGGGGAACUCUGAGGACAACACAGCCUUGUCUCGAGCCCUGUCCCAGCUGGCCGAGGUGGAGGACAAGAUGGAGCAGCUGCACCAGGAGCAGGCAGCCAGUGAUUUCUUCAUCUUGGCAGAGCUGCUUGCUGACUACAUACGCCUGCUGGGCGCUGUGAGGGGGGGCUUUGACCAGCGCAUUCGGGCAUGGCAGCGAUGGCAGGAGGCUCAGAGCACACUCCAGAAGAAGAGAGAGGCCGAAGCCAAGCUGCUGUGGGCUAACAAACCUGACAAACUGCAGCAGGCCAAAGAGGAGAUCAGUGAGUGGGAGGUGAGAGUUACUCAGUAUGAGAGAGAUUUUGACAGGAUUGGCAUGACCGUACGCAAGGAGAUUCUCAGAUUUGAGAAAGAAAAGGCCAAGGACUUCAAGAGCCAGAUAAUCAGAUACUUGGAUGCAAUGCUGCAGUCUCAACAAAGGCUUAUAAAAUUUUGGGAGGCGUUCCUGCCUGAGGCAAAGGCAAUAGCCUGACGAAGUGGGAGAUUUAUUAUUAUUUUUUUUUCUUAUUUAAAACUCCGACUGCCUUUUUGAACACUUUUGCCUCUUUAGCGGGAGCUGAGAGAACGAUUUUGCAACAAGCAAGAAACUUCCAUCCAUUUUUUUCUCCUUGUAGUUUAUUCUCGUAACUUGUACAGAAUUUUGAUAUAAUAAGCCUUUUCACUACAGGGCUCCGACAUAUUCCCUUGUUUACGUGUUUGAUGUUACGAUGGUAUAAAGCAGAGUUC